Molecule: messenger RNA, 2787 nt
Organism: Jatropha curcas
Lineage: Eukaryota; Viridiplantae; Streptophyta; Magnoliopsida; Malpighiales; Euphorbiaceae
Product: Pentatricopeptide repeat (PPR) superfamily protein
Molecular function (GO): protein binding
Source: RefSeq, a predicted model, not a curated record
UCUCAACAUGCCAGUUGCUGGAAUUAUUAUCUAUCCAUAUAAAUAUUGGACGUCCUGGAUGGUUUACGUGGCAAAUUGUGAGAGCUUCAGAUUGACAAGUGUCUUUUCAUUGACACGUGGUCCCUUUUCUCAGUUUUCAAUUUUGCAAUGUGUGCCUGCGAUGUAACCUUGUUUGGAUAAGAUUAUACGUAUUCCAACUUCGAAUUUGUCGGGCUAGCGUUCACCUGUUUGGGUUAGACCAACUUACAACUUAAUAUUGGUCUGGGCUUACAACCGGAGGAGGAGGGCCCAAUGUGGAAACGACAAUCUGUGGCGCGUAUUAGGCGUGAUAAUGACAUCAAUCCGCAACUAAAGACUCUUGGAUAACCAGAGAGCAAUUACAGAUUGGAUGCGACUGGACUGGACUGGACCAAACAGAAGCCUAGUACCUUCCCUCUGCGCUGCACGAAAGAGAAGAAAAUAGAUAGCGAAAAUAAACAACACUGCAUAUCACUGUUGCCUUUUUCAUCAUUCAUCUCUCGCUCUUUUCUUGGAUUUCUCCAGUAACUUUUUCAUUGUCGAGAAAAGAAUCGAGCUGCGAUAUAUCAAAAGCUGGUGGAGCACAGUAUUAGGAAAACCUAGACAUUUGAAUUCUUCAGCUUUGUUAGUGGAAAGGAGCUAAAGCUAAAAUCUUUUUGCUAGAAAAAAUUCAUUAGUGGAUUUUGUCCAUGGCAAGUUUGGUAAAUUCAGUAUCACCUUUAACGAAAGCAUUUCCAGAGGCAGCAAGAAUAGCUUGCGGGUUCUUUUCUCAUGUACCAAAUCUCCAUUCGUUCUCACUCAACAAAGGAUUUACUAGAGUUUUGGCAUCUACCCAGAUCACAAUUUCACCAAAAGACUCCGUUGCUACACUACCCAAUUGGAGAUCUGGUAAGAAUGAUCAAAGAAGUAGGGAAAUUAGGCUCAGUGAUGCAUUUUUUCAUCUAGAGUUUUUGGUUAAGAAGGGACUAAAGCCUGAUGCCGUUCAAACAACACAGCUAUUGUAUGAUUUGUGCAAGUCAAAUAAGAUGAAGAAAGCAAUAAGAGUGAUGGAAAUUAUGAUUGGUUCUGGUAUUAUUCCUGAUGCUUCUGCUUAUACUUUUUUGGUAAACUAUUUGUGCAAGAGGGGAAACAUUGGGCACGCAAUGCAGUUAGUGGAGAAAAUGGAAGAAUAUGGCUACCCACCCAAUACUGUUACCUAUAAUUCGCUUGUUAGAGGGUUUUGCUUGAACGGGAACUUGAAUAAGAGCUUGCAGUUUCUGGAUAAGUUAAUGCAGAAAGGGUUGGUCCCAAAUGCAUUCACUUACUCGUCCUUGCUUGAAGCAACUUAUAAGGAGAGAGGAGUGAAUGAAGCAAUGAGGCUUUUAGAUGAGAUAAUUGCAAAGGGCGGGCAGCCUAAUUUGGUUAGUUAUAAUGUUUUGUUAACUGGAUUGUGUAAGGAAGGUAGGAUUGAAGAGGCAAUUCAGUUAUUCAGGAGUCUGCCUUCAAAAGGGUUCAAUCCGAAUGUUGUAAGCUGUAAUAUUCUACUGCGUAGUCUCUGUUACGAGGGACGAUGGGAGGAGGCAAAUGAUCUUAUGUCUGAGAUGGAUGGUGAGGAACGGUCUCCAACAAUUGUUACCUAUAAUAUAUUAGUUGGUUCACUCGCAUUUCAUGGCAGGACAGAACAGGCUCUUCAGAUUAUUGAUGAAAUGAUGAAGGGACCAUUUAAGCCCACUGCUACUGCCUAUAAUCCAAUUAUCGCACGCCUUUGCAGAGAGGGUAAGGUGGACCUUGUGGUUAAGUGUCUAGACCAAAUGAUUCAUCACCGUAUUAAUCCCAAUGAGGGAACUUUCAAUGCCAUUGCUGUGCUCUGCAAGGACGGAAAGGUUCAAGAGUCAUUUUCCCUAAUCCAAAGCUUGAGCAAUAAACAAACUGCUUCCCCCCAUGACUUCUACAAAGGUGUAGUCUCGUGUUUGUGUAAAAAAGGGAACACGUAUCCAGCAUUUCAGCUUUUAUAUGAGAUGACAAAGUAUGGAUUUACUCCUGAUUCUUACACUUACUCAUCUUUGAUAAGAGGAUUGUGUAUUGAAGGAAUGCUAUAUGAAGCAAUGGAGGUUUUUAAGUUAUUGGAAGAAAAUCAUUACAAGCCUGAUGUUGACAAUUUCAAUGCCCUUAUACUAGGAUUUUGUAAAUCUCACAGAACAGAUUUGUCCUUGGAGGUUUUUGAGAUGAUGAUUGAGAAGGGGUACAAGCCUAGUGAAACAACUUACACUAUUCUGAUAGAAGGAAUUAUCCAUGAGGAUGAGAAGGGAGUAGCAGCAGAAGUCUUAAAAGAAUUGCAUCUAAGACGAGUUAUGAGUCAAAGUACAGUUGAAAGACUUUCUGUGCAAUACGACCUUGAGGGUUUUCCAAUAUAAAUCCGCAUUCAGUAGCCCGCUGGAAUAGAAAACUACCCCAAGAAAUUUAGAUUGUGACUCUUCAGAUUGAGAGCCAUAGCGAUGCCAAAUUAAGAAAUCUAUGGAAUGAAGAUCGAAGAGAGGCUAACAUUCAAAAUUUAUACAAAUUUUAGAGAGGUUGGCAAGCGGUCAUGUUAUAUAUCUCUGCUUCCUUCAAGCAUAUGGCAGAGAUCUUGCAUCUUUCAGUUAGCAAACAAUUCACAUGGUUGAUUUGAUUUGCUGUGACAUAUAAUUCAUCAGCUUCAUCUAUCAUUGAUAUGUAACACAAAACAUACAAUUGGUGUAUGAUUUUUACUAUAUUCUUGGAAAUGCUAAAUGCUAGAUAUUGCUCUAGGUA